Molecule: messenger RNA, 2013 nt
Organism: Ramularia collo-cygni
Lineage: Eukaryota; Fungi; Ascomycota; Dothideomycetes; Mycosphaerellales; Mycosphaerellaceae
Exons: 1
Coding region: 1-2013 (670 amino acids)
Biological process (GO): DNA-templated transcription initiation; RNA polymerase II preinitiation complex assembly
Cellular component (GO): SLIK (SAGA-like) complex; transcription factor TFIID complex; SAGA complex
Molecular function (GO): protein heterodimerization activity; DNA binding; TBP-class protein binding
Source: RefSeq, a predicted model, not a curated record
AUGUCGCAGCAAACCGGCACCGGCCAGAACAUACCAUUGAUCCGCCCGGAACAGAUCCCCGGACUGCCUUAUAUCUCAGAAGAGACCAAGCAGCAAUACAAACAUGGGCUUGCGAAUCUUUGGCGUCUUUAUGAGGGUAGUCAAGCGGGAACCAAGGAACAUACGGAUGCGCUUGACAAGAUCAGGACAGCCAGCACCAAACUCAUGAGCAUGAUGACGGUCGGCAAGAGUGGAAAUGGCAACAACAGGCCCGGAUCUGGAGGAGGACAGCAACGACCAGGUUCUCAACAGAUGACUGCCCAGCAGCAGCAGCAACAGCAGCAGCAGGGCAUUGUACCGCAAUUGGCCGCAGCUCAGGGACAGCAGCAGCAGGGCCAGCGAGGACCACAACAGCAGCAGGGACAGCAAGGUCAGCGGCCGGGAGGACAGCCAGGACAGGGUCAACAAGCGUGGACGCCCAAGCAGCAACACGAGCUGGAUUCGAUCAGCCUCGUGCAGCCUGCGAACAUGUCGAACACGCAGUGGGACUCGUACAAGGGACAGCUGCAGGCUGGGCUGCGCGACGCCAUUCAGAAGCGCGAUCUGCAUGUCCAGCGAUAUAACAUGUUUCAAUCACAGGUCCGCAGCUUCGAAAAUUCAGGUAGGGCGAUUUCAGACAAAGCGCACCUGCAAGUGGCCGAAUGCCGGAAGACGGCCGAGGCGGCAGCGAACAACUUCAGACUUUUGAAGAUCAAAGCCAGUGGAGGUGAUUCUAAUCAAGCCAAUCAAGCCAUGGCGCAAGCGCAAGCACAAGCCCAGGCUCAGCAGCAGCAGCAGCAGCGCGCGAAUGCUCAGCAGGGCCAGGCGGCUCAACAUCAGCAACAGCAGCAGCCCGACGCAAAGCCGGCAAAUCUUCAGGGCGGGCGCAAUUCGCUCUCUCCUCAACAGUUCCAGAACGGAUUCCAGCAGCAAGCGCCGAAUCAGCAAAGCGCGCCUGGACAAAUGGCUCAGCAGAAUAUGCAACAGGCGCCGGUUGCGCCGCAACAAACUUCCCCACAAUCAGCUUCGCAACCUCAGUUCCAACAGAGCCUCGCGCAGCAACAACAUCCCAAUCAACAGCCUCGUCCACCACAGAUCAACACCCAGCAGAUUCAGCCGCAGCAUCAGCAGCAGCAAGGUACCCCCGGGUCCGCAUUACCUCCUAGUGGCACACCGCAGAACCCACAGCGCCCACAACCGCUUUCGCACUCGGCUGCCAUGUCACAAGCGGCCGAAAAUUAUAAUCGCUCGCAGCAGCAAACUCAGCAACAGCAGCAGCAGCAGCAGCAGCAACAGCAGCAACAGCAGCAGCAGCAGCAGCAGCAGCAGCAGCAGCAACAGCAGCAGCCUGCGCAGGUUCCUCAAGCUGUGCCUCCGUUCAAUGGAAAUCAGGGGCCAGGCCAGCACCAAUCCAAGGACCAAGCAUCAUACCCAAACCUUCAAAACACAACCAACUCAAGUACGAACCCCAACUCAAAGUUUCCAAUCCCGAAAAUGUUAUCCAUCGACCCGCGCAGUCAAGUUCCCGUGGCUGGCCCUGCAUCGCGCCCAUCUAUGUACAGCGCUGGCAUGAUGAACCAACCCGCGCUACAACGUGCCCCUCCGUACACCCUUGAGGGCGAAGGUGACCGCGUCCUCAGCAAGCGCAAGUUGGACGAGCUCGUGCGUCAAGUCACAGGCUCGGCACCUUCAUCAGACAACAGUGAAUCGUCGUCUGUGCUGGCGCCCGAUGUCGAGGAGUCCAUCAUGGAAGUCGCCGACAACUUCGUGGAUGACGUCAUAACUUCGGCGUGUCGUCUCGCGAAGCUCCGCCCAACCCAAACUCUGGAUCUUCGCGACGUUCAGAUGGUACUGGAGCGCAACUACGGCAUUCGCAUUCCGGGCUACGGACUGGACGAGACGCGCACCGUGCGGAAGUUCAACCCUGCACCGGGUUGGCAGAGCAAGAUGCAAGCCGUGCAGGCUGGGAAGGUUAUGGGCAAUCGGGACUCUUAG